Caretta caretta (loggerhead turtle) is the source of this 1885-nucleotide messenger RNA. It is a transcript of the gene DCDC2B, whose product is annotated as doublecortin domain containing 2B. Lineage: Eukaryota; Metazoa; Chordata; Testudines; Cheloniidae. The record is from RefSeq and is a predicted model, not a curated record. Gene Ontology annotation, cellular component: microtubule; microtubule organizing center. Gene Ontology annotation, biological process: intracellular signal transduction.
CCUCCACUCUGGGCUGUGGAGGUAAUCAGCCCUGUCUGCUCUCCUGAGCCAUCCAAUCUCCUGAUUUUGGAGCUGGGCUGGGCUGGGCUGUGAGGGAGCUUUUGGUGCUGUUUGUGCGUAGUAGAGGAGAGGUACUGAGGAGCUGUUUGGUUCUCCGUUUGAGUGACUCAGCCUCCAGGCUGGCCUACAAAACUCCCUCCUCUUGCUGGGGCUGCAGCCAUGGAAACGUCAAGAGUCCCUUUCAGAACACAGCUCUGAGAAGGGAGAGGGAGCACAAAGGGAGACAGCCAGCAAGGGCUUGUGCUUAGCACAAGGGUUGCUGGGGUUUUCCUCUUCCAGCCUUUGCCCUGCACUGAUCGGCUUGUCUCUCUAUGAUCAGUGGGGUGGACGCGGCUCAAGAGGAAUGAGCUCUAACACAAUUGCUCUGGCCCCUGUGGCCAAGAAUGUGAUGGUAUAUCGCAAUGGGGACUCCUUCUUCCGUGGAAGGAAGUUUGUGGUGAACCAGCGCCAGUUCCUGACCUUUGAAGCGUUUCUGAAUGAGGUGACCAGCACCAUUCAUGCCUCUGUAGCUGUGAGGAACAUCUACACCCCCAGGCAGGGCCACCGGGUCACUGAGCUAGAGGAGCUGCAGAAUGGAUGCCCGUAUGUGGCAGCUGGCUUUGAGCGGUUCAAAAAGCUAGACUAUUUAAACCCUGGAAUGAAGCAGCUCAGUGGGAGCAGGAAAAAAAAUGGCAUGCAGAUCCACCCCGUUGCUCCCCAGAAGCUGAACAUGGCAGCGCGAUGGCAAAAGAAUGUCCACCUGCCCUGCAUUAUACAUGUUUUCCGGAAUGGGGAUUUGCUGAGCCCCCCUUUCCGACUGCUGCUCUCCAAGAGCACCCUGCAGGAGUGGGAUGCCAUCCUGGGCCUGCUGACUGAGAGAGCCAACCUGCGCAGUGGAGCUGUUCGAAAGCUCUGCCGGCUGGAUGGAGUCCAAGUCUCCAGUGGCAAGGAGUUGGUGAACGGUGAAUACUAUGUGGCGAUAGGGGUGGAGAAGUACAAAAAUCUGCCCUACUUUGAGCUGCUGGUGCCUGAGAAUUCUAAGCACCGGGCAUUACGGAACCAUCCAAAUAACAGACGCAGGAUCCACAAUCACGGGUUUGGUAAAAGCUAUGCCACUUCCCAGGAUGGAGCUAGCGAUUCUGCCCUCAUUGAUCCACCUCAGCAGCCAGACUAUCGCAGGGUGCAGUCCACAGGAAAUGAAGAGAAAGACAAGACCCCCGUUCCUUCUCCAGCAGUGCGCAGACAAGCCGGGAAAUAUCCAUGCAAAGAGGAAGAGUCUGUUUUCCAUGCUAAGCCUGUCCGUGCAGGGCAAAACAGGAAGAAUAGCAGGAACAUGCAACACUGGCCUGACCAAGAAGAGGGAAGUGUCUAUAAAGUGAAAGACCCGAGGAAGGAGAUGCGAGGUGCCCAGGAAGUUGUGGAGGACGAAUACACAAAGAUGGAGCUACCUGUUGAUCAGAGAGCUGCCGAGACUGUGGAAGAAGUUAUACCAAAAAGCGAAAUGACUCCUCACAGCAAGGUUGGGAGCACUGACAGAUGGCGGAAGGCCUUGACAAUGCAAAAUUACGGCAGUGACUCGGAGGAGGAAGAGAACUGAAAGAGCCAUUUCUCCGACUGUGUGAAGCUCCAAAGAGUUAAUGAAGUGACUGUGAUGAAAUGGAGAUCAAGUUAGCUUUACUCUCUGUGCUGUGGUGGAUAACAACAUAAGCACCUUGAUCAAAUCCAAGGAUUUUAAAAAAUGCUUGUUUUAAACAAUAAGAAUGCCUUCAUUUCCUGGGCUUUGUAAAGCAGGCUUCAGCUGAACAAUGAGUCAGACACAUUCAAAAUAUAUUUUUAAAAAUAUAAA